Molecule: messenger RNA, 777 nt
Organism: Penicillium waksmanii
Lineage: Eukaryota; Fungi; Ascomycota; Eurotiomycetes; Eurotiales; Aspergillaceae
Exons: 4
Coding region: 1-777 (258 amino acids)
Source: RefSeq, a predicted model, not a curated record
AUGUCGAGCCAGGUCCCACAGGAUUACACGUCUGCUCAGCAUUUUGCCCUCAUCUAUAUUGAUCAAUAUGGGAAAAUUCGCCAUCAGGUGUCCCCUUCAAUCGUCCACUAUCGCGACACUAUCCUCAGCCCUCAAGUCACCACGGAAUUCCUGAAAGCGGUGGCGAAAUCCACUCAAGUUGGGCUGCGAAAGCCUUCCCUAGAAUUCCCUUCUACUCAGCUACUUCCUAGUCACCUCGUGACCUAUGACUCUAACGAUUCCUGGUUACCAGAGGACAGGAAUAUCGAGGGACAUAUUACACCCAUGACGAGAACUGGCAAAGCUGGCUCGGCCAUCUUAAAAGAUAAACUGUUUCACAUGGAAAGCCCUUGCAUCCAGAAGUACAGACUGAACCUUCAGGAAGCCGUGUUAUCUAUCAAAGAUACAAACUUCCUUCCUCGAUACUACGAAAAGGUUUUCCAGAAUAUACAGGAAACCAAUUGCCGAAUCCUGGCAAAAGCCUAUUUUACCACCCAUACAAUGGGUGAAGAUUCGCGGGGGGAGAACUGCAGCAAUCGAGUCCCGGUGAGAGUAAGCCACCCUGGUGGCCUCCUGGAGUACACCAUCGAGAGCCCGACCAUUUACUCAAAGCAGGUAAUAGGACCCCUUCCUGCGCAUGAACGCAUCGCUCUUCUUCUCCAUAUUCUUUGUGAUUUGCACUGGAGCCACGGAAUUACUUCACAAAAAUUGAAGAAUGCAGAGCAGACUGUCCGGUCGCAGAUCAUCCCGGUCGAGUGA